Bombina bombina (fire-bellied toad) is the source of this 3694-nucleotide messenger RNA. It is a transcript of the gene GRINA, whose product is annotated as glutamate ionotropic receptor NMDA type subunit associated protein 1. The record is from RefSeq and is a predicted model, not a curated record. NCBI's taxonomy places the organism in Eukaryota, Metazoa, Chordata, Amphibia, Anura, Bombinatoridae. Gene Ontology annotation, biological process: negative regulation of apoptotic signaling pathway. Gene Ontology annotation, cellular component: membrane; endoplasmic reticulum; Golgi apparatus.
UUCUGUGUGAGUGGGGUGUGAUAUGAUCAGUGUCUACUAGUUUCUCUAAGUCAUAGGUUGCUAAAAGGUUAUGUGUGUUAACUAUAAGAACUUUAAGUACUAAUGUAUAUGUGUCUAUUAUGUACGAGAUAAUUUGUUAACAUAUUACUCUGAACAUUUAUACUAACACAUGUGUAUUUCAAAGACAUGACAGGCGGCAUCAUUAAACAAAAAGAAUGAGAAUUUAUUUUUUUUAUGCAACAGUUGCAAUAUAUCCGACAUUUGAUUCCCCUGCAGGAAAACGGCUAUUGAGGAAAAGGCGUAGGAGAUAAGCAUGGGGUAGGUUAUGUACCAGGCAUGUGGAGGAGGUUCGACAGCUCUCAGACUUAGAUCCAUAUUCCGAAGUGGAUCGUGGAAUGUGUGGAUUCCGGCGUCAGACUCCUCGGUUCAAAGUCUAUUCUAGGCACCCCUUUGACCGGCCGCAUCUCCAGGGUGUCCAGGGACGACCUCUCACUUGUAGAACCCAGGACGUAGCCUCCUGCAGGCCAUCUCUUUUGAAGAUGUCACAUGAAAAGAGCUCUCUGGUCACAGGGGACCCUUACUCUCCCACCCCAUACCCUGCAGCUCCUGCUGCUCCCCCACCUUAUGGCCAGGCUCCAUAUCCCACUGCUGCCCCAUACCCUAAUGUCACACCAUACCCUAAUGUCACACCAUACCCUAAUGUGGCACCAUACCCUUCUGAGGUCCCUUACCCGACUGCCGUCCCUUAUCCUAGCCAUGCACCUAUGGGACAACCCCCUUACGCUUCUGCUCCCUAUGGCCAAGCUCCAUAUCCUGCCCCAUAUCCCAAUCAGCCUUAUCCAAAGCCUCCGUAUGGACAAACUGGUUACCCAUUGGAUGAGAGCGACUUUGAUACUGGAAUACACAGUAACAGCUAUCAUGAGGACGGGCCUCCCUCAUACUGUGACAACCAAGAUUUUCCAAUCAACCAGUGGGACGAUAAAAACAUCCGUAGGGCAUUUAUCCGCAAGUCUAUCCUGACAAUCAGCCUGUCCUACAUGGUGGGGAUGAUCGCUAGUUUUUACGAUACGGAGUCUGUUAUAAUGGCGGUUGGGAUAACCGCUGUUGUCUGCUUCACGGUAGUGCUGUUUUCCUUACAGACAAAGUAUGACUUCACUUCCUGUAUGGGCGUGCUGAUGGUGAGCCUGAUAGUGCUGGUGGUAUUCUCUAUUCUCUGCAUCUUUAUCCGUAACAAGAUCUUGCAGAUAGUCUACGCCUCGCUGGGUGCCUUGCUAUUCACUUGCUUCCUAGCUGUGGACACUCAGAUGAUCCUUGGGAACAAGAAGCUGUCACUCAGCCCAGAGGAGUAUGUCUUUGCUGCUUUGAAUCUGUAUACGGAUAUUAUCAACAUAUUCCUCUAUAUCCUGGCAAUUAUUGGCAAGGCCAAGGACUGACCUGAAGGCUACUGAGCUUUCCCUGCACUGGCUGAGAUGUUCCUCCAACUGUACACCUGUCUUUAUGGCCCAGCUUUACAUCCAUCCCUGGUGUCUACCAUUUUCACCAGCUGAACCUCCACCUCUGAUUAUGUCCCUGCAGCUAAAUCUCCAACCUUGUUAACUUCCUUCAUCCCGACCCCUGGUGACCUCUUCACUUCUGUAGCUCCACCCUUGUUGACCUCUACCCAUGGUAACCUCCCCCUUUGUCCUUUCUGCUGCACCUUCAGCUUUAGUAACUUCCUUUGUAUAUCCACAUAGGGUUCACCACCUCUUCCCAGAUGUACAUAUAUUCCUGCUCCCCACCACAUGAUUCAAUUCUAUUUUUUUCCCCUCAGUGGUACAUUCCUAUUAUAAUUUAUUUCACAUAAAUUUGUCAUUAAUGCCUGUCCUGUUUUUUUGCUGUACUUUCAUGUAUACUACCCAAUGCUUACUACUAAGUGUACAUGUAACUGGCCACCUCUCUUCUUGUUAUGUCUGCUCACACCUACCACCUCUACCUGUACAUACUCCACUCCCACCAACCAUUCCAGCUGCAUGCUCUAUGCUUCUACCAACCCACUGUAGUAGCGUGCUCUACGCCUCCAACUGCCCACUCUAGCUAUACAUACUCCCCUCCCACAAACCCAUUCUAGCUGCGUGUUCUACGCCUCCACCUACCCACUCUAUCUGCAUGCCCUACACUUCCACCUACCCACUCUAGCGUGGUGGUCUAUGUGUCCACCUACCCACUCUAGCUAUACAUACUCCCCUCCCACAAACCCAUUCUAGCUGCGUGUUCUACGCUUCCACCUACCCACUCUAUCUGCAUGCCCUACACUUCCACCUACCCACUCUAGCGUGGUGGUCUAUGUGUCCACCUACCCACUCUAGCUAUACAUACUCCCCUCCCACAAACCCAUUCUAGCUGCGCGUUCUACGCUUCCACCUACCCUCUCUAUCUGCAUGCCCUACACUUCCACCUACCCACUCUAGAGGCGUGGUCUAUGUGUCCACCUACCCACUCUAGCGGCGUGGUCUAUGUGUCCACCUACCCACUCUAGCGGCGUGGUCUAUGUGUCCACCUACCCACUCUAGCGGUGUGGUCUAUGUGUCCACCUACCCACUCUAGCGGCGUGGUCUAUGUGUCCACCUACCCACUCUAGCGGCGUGGUCUAUGUGUCCACCUACCCACUCUAGCGGCGCGGUCUAUGUGUCCACCUACCCACUCUAGUGGCGUGGUCUAUGUGUCCACCUACCCACUCUAGCGGCGUGGUCUAUGUGUCCACCUACCCACUCUAGCGGCGUGGUCUAUGUGUCCACCUACCCACUCUAGCGGCAUGGUCUAUGUGUCCACCUACCCACUCUAGCUGCGUGGUCUAUAUGUCUAUGUACCCACUCUAGCUGCGUGGUCUAUGUGUAUACGUACCCACUUUAGCUGCGUGGUCUAUAUGUCUAUGUACCCACUCUAGCGGCGUGGUCUAUGUGUAUACGUACCCACUCUAGCGGCGUGGUCUAUGUGUAUACGUACCCACUCUAGCGGCGUGGUCUAUGUGUAUACGUACCCACUCUAGCGGCGUGGUCUAUGCGUCCAACUACCCUCUCCUACCUUAUGCCCUCUCCUGCUGUAUAUCUACCAUUUCUACCUCCCUUCUCCCCCCAAGUGUACAGUUGUCCUGUUACCCCUUCUGGCUCAGUGUUGCUGCACUGUAUAUAUUACUUUUUCAUUGCUCCCUUGGCUUAUGCUUGAUAGAUAUAUAAAUAGAAUAUGAAUUGUGUUUUGGAUAAUUCUUUUUACAUCUAUUUUUAGAGACACGUGCAAAGCACGAUCACAUGUUACACUACAUAUAACACAUAUCCCAAAAUGUGAAUGUGAUCAGCUUUCCACACCUGCAGAGUAUUGUUUGGUUGUUGCAGGGACAAGGUCUCAUGUAAUGCAAGGGCAGAAAUACUAGAUAUAGCAGUAAGUGUUACAUUUACUGUAUUAUAUAGAUAAAGGUGUAUCAGGGGCCUGUGGGAAAUGCUGUACAAAGGGAUAACAAUAUGCUCUGCAGUGGGUUGUGAGAAGAGAUGCUCUGCUGUAUACUGUGGUAACUAAAUGCUCUGCAGUCAAUUGAGGUAUAAAAAAAUGUUCCGUAGAUCAGAGUCAGGAUCUGUGUCUGCUGCCCCCUUGUGGCUGUGCUGUUCGCAUGUUGUUGAUGGUGUUAGAUACAAAAAUAUUAAAUGGAAAUACAUUUUCUUCC